AUGGGCGUAUUUGGAAGCAUGCGGCCACUUCGUCUGAUUGCUCUGCUUUCGUGCUCAACUUCUGCUCUGUUCGUAUUCCUUUUUAAGUAUUAUGAUAUCGAAAAUAAGACAAUGAUGAUGGAUGACGGCUUACCGAAAAUGAUGAAGAACUGCUCGGAUGUGCUGGCACGCGUCGACCCUCCGUUCCAAGCGCUUCUUAUUGACGAGAGAAUAAUUGAACGUCUGAGUAGAACUGACUGUGGAACGACACCCACCCAGAUCCGACUGGGAGUAGAUAUGGAGCUGUUUCCUUCGGUUGGAAAAAAGAACUAUUCCGAUUAUGAGAUUGUCUACUACCAAAAUUUGACGGACAAAGAUUACCUCCGGUUCAACAGUUCACCAACGAGAAUCAUUCCAAGGAUUCCGAUUUGGGUCCACGGAAAUCUCUCAAUUCCGUCGGAUACAAAGCACUUUCUCGAGUUCUGGAAGCGUUCCAAACUGGUGAAAUGUCGAGGCAUGAAGGUCGAUCGAAACAUUCAAAGUCGUAUUCUUCCGAUAGAGAAGACGCUAAAGGCAAUGUCCUCACUGAUGUCUUAUAUCACGAACUUCGACAUAUACCCAUUCCUCAAUGGCGGCACUUUACUAGGCUGGUAUCGUGAAUGUGACAUCAUUCCUCACACAACAGAUGUCGACUUCGCUGCUCUGAUCGAGGAACACAAUCCGGAUCUUCUCACGAAUCUCCAAAACAACGGAACAAAAUUUCGCCUCACCAGAAUACUCGGACGGGUCAACGACUCGUACGAGUUCACAUUUAAACCAUUGGAUAGUGAUCGGCUCUCCGUCGACCUUUUCUGGAUGUACAGUUCUGAAAACGAUUCUUGGGUUGGAGGAACGUCAAGCGAUGGGUCAAAGUACAAGUACACUUACCCAAAGUGUGUAAAUCACGACUUAGUGACAAUAUGUCCAAUAUAUUGA
Messenger RNA from Angiostrongylus costaricensis, 954 nucleotides. NCBI's taxonomy places the organism in Eukaryota, Metazoa, Nematoda, Chromadorea, Rhabditida, Metastrongylidae. The record is from the annotation of a GenBank genome assembly.